GGCUGCAGUAACUCAAAGGCGUUUACGACGAUGACGUGUAUAGCAACAUCUCAAGGUUCAGCUGAAACGAAGGUCAAAGUCGGCGAUCUGAUGGCAAAACUAGGCGAAACUACCAAGAAUUUAACGGCUACCAGCACUAAAGUAGUCAAUCUCAACACAAUACUUUUUGGCACUAACCAGAACUUGGAAGCCACUUCAAAAGAUUUGACGGCUACCAAGACCAAACUUGACACGAUCAGCAAGAAUUUACGAAAUACAACUCACGAUUUAGAAGUUACGCAAGUUGAGUUGACAGAUACCAAGACUAAGGUUGGAAAACUGAGUGGAAAGCUAGAUGUCACUACCCGAUGUCUCGACGAAACUACGAAAGAUCUGAACGUCACCAAGGGAAAACUUGAGAACACAAACAUGGAACUAAAAGAUGCAAUCAGGCGGUUGACUGGAACAACAAAGGAAGUGGCCGACACCAAGACGAAAAUUGUCAAUUUGAGCACCGAAUUGGAAGGUUCUCUUCAAAAUUUGGCAGCAACUUCGAAAGAUUUAGCGGAUACCAAGACCGAAGUUCGCGGUAUCAGAACAGAUUUGCAAGCAACAUCGAAGGGAUCAGCUGAAACGAAGGUUCAAUUAGGAGAGCUAAUGACAAAGUUAAGCGAAACUGCCAAGAAUUUAACAAAAACCAACACGAAAGUUGAGGAUCUGAACACUAUCCUUUUUGGCACUACCCAAACACUGGAAAGAACUACGAAAGACUUGACGGACACAAAAACCAAACUUGAGGCUAUGAAUAUGGACUUGAAAAACGCAACUCUUGGAAUGGCAGUGUCCAUCAGAAAAGAUGGCACGAAUUAUGACGCCAAGGCCAUUGAGGCUAUCAAGGAGAAACUUGAAGAAGUUGCGAAACGGUCCAGAGAAACAAAAUCCAAACUGGAGAGCCUUGGCACCAAUUUGAACGCUACAAUGAAAGAUCUGACGGACACCAAGACUGAGGUUGAUGUCAUAAAAACUGAUUUGCAAGUGACUUCACUAAGCUCAUCUGAAACCAAAACGCAAAUCGGGACUCUUGCAACCAAGUUGGACGCGGGUACAAGUGCCGCAUCGAUUGAUAGAAUCCCCAAUUCGUGUAAAGAUCUAAUGGAUAUUGGACAUAGGAAAAGCGGAUUAUAUUCCGUAAUGGGGAAAAAGCAAAUCGAAACUGUUUACUGCGAUUUCACCAAACAACCCAACGGAGCGGAUUUUCAGAAAUGGAUUGGUUACGAGGACGUGAAAUCAACACCAACUUACUUUUACGUCCAGAAAAAUACCGGAUUCUCCACGAUGAAUACUCCGAUUCCUUACGAAAUUGAAGUGGUGAACACUGGAGAUGCCAUGGAUAAAUCAACGGGAAUUUUCACGACCCCUCGUGAUGGAACUUAUUUCUUCUCCUUCACCGGAGUGGCAAUCUUCCCACCAUCUCCGUCUAAGCUUGGAGUAAGUCUUUUCCUAAACGGCGAUGCAGUCGGGUUAAGUUUCGUACGUGAUGGCAACCCACCGGAGGAUCACAUCGUCCCGGUUACCCUUCAAUCCACACUCAAGUUGAAAGCGGGAGACAAAAUUUGGGUCCAGAUCAAAUACCUUUCCCCCAAGGGGGUCGAGCUGUUUGACGAUUCAGACAACCAGACUCACUUCACUGGUUUCAUUUUACAGGAAGAUAUUUCGUCAUAAAGAUGUUCAUGUUAUACCUGAAAGUUAAAUUAUUUUUUAGCGAAAUACAAUAUUACAUAUUCAAGAGUUCUAAAUGUUAUUAUUAAUGGGGCCAAAAUUUUUAUUUAAAAAUGCACAAAAGAUUAAUAGUUACGGAGGACAGUGAUAUUAUACUCAAGUUAGGAUUUUUUACCUGACAACCUACCUCAACUUGACCGUUGAAAAUGAAGAAGUUAUUGAACCCGGAAAGGUAAAAAGACAAUAAAUUUUCCGUGAUCCGGUAACCUUGAAUGUCAAGCCACCCCAAUAAAUAUUACCUGUUCCUUCGUCUACAUCCCAUUUUCCCCUCCUAAAACACUUAAAUAUGGGUGAAAUGUUACGAUGGUCAUGGGAAGAGGUUACUGACCGACAUAACAAUUUACUCGACUCGGCUGCCCUAUAUAAACCCAGAGAACUAUUGCAAAUUUACCUUCAGAUCGAAGAACACAUCCCCUCCGUCAAGAAGUACGUCCAUAUUCUGACAAUGCGCUCAUUUAAUUUCCCAAUACAAUUGGUUUACAUCUUCGGUAUAGUCUCGUUCAAAGGUAAGAUUCCAAUUUUCUAUUCCACUAUUCAUUUCUUACCACACAAUUCGUGAAUGCAGUGCAAGCUAGUGAACAGUAUGCAGUGAAGGUGGACCAAGCAGGAUCGGACGAACCAGUGAUUGAAAUGCA
This is a messenger RNA of Daphnia pulicaria, 2393 nucleotides long. RefSeq lists its product as uncharacterized. The coding region runs from base 31 to 1701 and encodes 556 amino acids. Lineage: Eukaryota; Metazoa; Arthropoda; Branchiopoda; Diplostraca; Daphniidae. The transcript has 16 exons. The record is from RefSeq and is a predicted model, not a curated record. Gene Ontology annotation, molecular function: protein binding.